Molecule: messenger RNA, 1189 nt
Organism: Polychytrium aggregatum
Lineage: Eukaryota; Fungi; Chytridiomycota; Chytridiomycetes; Polychytriales
Product: Golgi SNAP receptor complex member 1
Exons: 5
Coding region: 110-871 (253 amino acids)
Biological process (GO): vesicle fusion; endoplasmic reticulum to Golgi vesicle-mediated transport
Cellular component (GO): SNARE complex; Golgi medial cisterna; cis-Golgi network
Molecular function (GO): SNAP receptor activity
Source: RefSeq, a predicted model, not a curated record
GCUGCCGAUCCGCCGUCAGCGUUCAUCUGGGUUCCAUCCCUCCCUCCCGCAUCCCGAGCUUGCCCCUCCCCCACCUGGAGGCCGCUGCGUUCUCGACCUUUGCUGAACCAUGUACUCGGCUGUGCCAACAUCUGUCGGCACUGGCGCCUCGCCGAAUUGGGAGGCUCUCCGGAAACAAGCCCGGCAGCUGGAAAACGAAAUCGAACUCAAGCUCGCCACCUAUGCCAAGCUCGCCUCGACCUCAUCCGGCUCCACCCCGCUGGCGGCCUCAUCAUCUUCGACGAAUGUGCUUGCCGCUCCUGCACACGUGUGGACAUCUCCUGAUGUCGCCGAGCUCGAGGUCGACGAUCUGCUCAAGAGGCUCACCGCGGUCGUCAAUUCCAUGGCCGAUGUUCUUGAAAACUCGCCUGCCGGAGUUCCUUCCAAUUCAUCUAUGAUGCAUAUGCUCCAACGACACCGCGAUAUACUCUUUGAUUACACCAAGGAGUAUAAGAAAACAAAGGCAAACAUAGUAUCGGCCAAGGAGCACGCCGAGCUCCUGACUACAAUCAACAAUGACAUCAAUUCAUAUCGGUCCGGGGCAUCGGCGCAGGAUUUCUAUCUUUCCGAACGCAAUCGUAUCGACAACUCGCAUAGCAUGACAAUCAACAUUUUGGAACAAGCUUAUGAGGCUCGCGCGUCUCUAGCAGCCCAAGGCCGGAUGCUUCUUGGAGCACAGGGUCGGUUGGGAACAAUCAUGGCACGGUUCCCGGUCAUCAACAAUCUGAUGAGCAAAAUCAACCUCAAGAAGAAGCGGGACGCUCUGAUACUCGGGGCGGUCGUGGGCGUGUGCACUUUUAUAUUUUUUUGGUACUUUUUCACUCGUGGAUAGGCGCGGUGGCCGAGAACGAAGAAGCGCGGCUGUAGCUUGCUAUUCUCACUGCCGGCAUCAAGCUACUGCACUCACGCCUGUCCCUGCUAUAUCUAGCUCCCGUGUUUGGAUUAUCGUCACCCUGGACAAGUCAGAAGAAGCACGGGUUGGUUUGAGGGGGCAGGCUUUUAUUUCAACUGGGAGCAGGGCGAACCUGUACUUUGAUCCAGCUCGCGGACUGUAUGGUCUUGACUGUAGGAUUGGCUCGGGCAAUCGUUGUGGCCUUGUCCUGUACAACUAGACGCUCAAUACACCUGGCCGGCCUCCUGUGGCGAUCGA